Brassica oleracea var. oleracea is the source of this 1450-nucleotide messenger RNA. RefSeq lists its product as uncharacterized. The record is from RefSeq and is a predicted model, not a curated record. Bases 280 to 1299 code for a protein of 339 amino acids. Gene Ontology annotation, molecular function: cysteine-type deubiquitinase activity. The transcript is spliced from 10 exons. Gene Ontology annotation, biological process: protein deubiquitination. Lineage: Eukaryota; Viridiplantae; Streptophyta; Magnoliopsida; Brassicales; Brassicaceae.
GCGAUUACGUAUCUUAAAAAAAAAUAACAAAGAAAUGAGAUGUAAUUCGUUUAACUAAUGAUAGAGGCAUUCUCUAGCAAACCAGCAGCUCGUACCUCAGCAUGAUAGCGAUAUUAAGCUAUUAAACUAAUCCAAAAGGUCAUUGACCAAUAUACAAACAUCUGUUAUCCAAGAAACUCAAUACUACACGCAACACCAAACCCCAAAGACUCGAUCUUUUUUGGUUCUUUGAGAUUAUAAAGUUUGAUACUUUUCAGUUUUUUUUUUUUUUUGGAUUUAAUGGGGUAUAAUAACCAGCCUGAUCCAGAUGCUGUUCGGUGGGGUCUACACGACCUCGAGGUUUGUACACUCACAAACGCUGGCUCUUGCCGCAGCGUAACGCGUUACGAGACGGAUGGUGUAGCUGAUCAAGGCUAUGUUAGAGAAGGUUACAACAACAACCAGACUUUGACUGGUAGUUAUGUCGACAAUGAUGCUGUCAUCGCUCAGUUUUACCAAGACGAGUUGUCUAGAGUUGAUCGAGCUGAAGCAUCUAAUGAUCCUAGUCGAACUUCAGUUGUUGAACAAGAAUGGCCUCCUCACCCUCGUCAAGGGGAAGCCAUUGAUAUUUCUCAUGAAAGAGAUGGCAUGGAAGAUAAGAACGUUGCAAGGUUAGGGAAUCAAGGGGAGGGAAGUUCCCCAGGUCGUGAUGAUGAUGAAUCAGUUUGUUCUAUAGAAAUAGAAGAAGAGUCUUGGUCUGACUUUGGGAAGCGACUCAACCACAUGAUUCCUAUUGCUCAUGUGCCUAAAAUCAAUGGAGAGUUACCGUCAGAGGAUGAACAGGUUUCUGAUCAUCAACGGCUAUCUCAGAGAUUACAGCUUUAUGGCUUGGUGGAGAACAAGAUUCAAGGAGAUGGAAACUGCCAGUUUCGAGCACUAUCAGACCAGCUUUACCGCUCUUCAGAGCACCAUAGUGCUGUUAGAGAACAAGUUAUUAAUCAGCUUGCGUAUAAUCGAGAGAUGUAUGAAGGCUAUGUUCCAAUGGCGUACAACGACUAUCUUAAAACAAUGAAACGGAAUGGAGAAUGGGGUGAUCACGUGACUCUUCAGGCUGCUGCGGAUUGGUUUGGUGUUAGGAUGUUUGUGAUAACUUCAUUCAAGGAUACAUGUUACAUUGAGAUCUUGCCACAUUUGCAGAAGUCCAAUCGCCUUAUAUGUUUAAGCUUCUGGGCUGAGGUUCAUUACAAUUCAAUCUAUCCUGAAGGAGAGCUGCCGGCACCUGAGGGCAAGAAGAAGAAGAAGAAAUUUUGGGUUUUCUGAACUCUCUUUCUUCUGAAGGGAGCACAAAGUUGAGGAAAGAAGUCUUGAGUACAUCAUCAUGUUUAUUCUUUUUUACUAACGUAACUUAGAAUCUAUAGAGCAAUGUGAUCUUUGUAUAUACUGAAUAUAAUCCCAUCAAAGUAUUAACCAU